Molecule: messenger RNA, 15823 nt
Organism: Monodelphis domestica (gray short-tailed opossum)
Lineage: Eukaryota; Metazoa; Chordata; Mammalia; Didelphimorphia; Didelphidae
Gene: ZNF536
Product: zinc finger protein 536
Biological process (GO): regulation of DNA-templated transcription
Cellular component (GO): nucleus
Molecular function (GO): DNA-binding transcription factor activity, RNA polymerase II-specific; RNA polymerase II cis-regulatory region sequence-specific DNA binding
Source: RefSeq, a predicted model, not a curated record
CUAUUCGUGUGCUUGGGUCUUUUUGCAGAAGGGGUUUUGUUGGGAGGAUAUUGUUAUGUCUAUAAUAGUGUCUAGGAGAAGACGUGAUUUCUCAUUGCUCUUCAGCAGAAAAUGAGUUGGCUUAAAGGAGUCCUAGCAAGCUAGACCCAGCGAGCAAAGCCUGCCGGCUCUGUUUGUUAUGCAGAAAGCACCGACAGACAAUGAAAAUAACACGCCGCCGAUACUAGGCAGUAGUAGGGAAGCUGUUCUCUAUUACCCCCCCCCCCCCACCUCCCCAGCCGAAGGAGAGUGUGUGUGAGCGAAUUUGUGUGUGCAUGUGCGCGCGCUCGCGCGCGCGUGUGUGCGUGCGUGUGUGUGUGUGUUACUACUGUCUGUCUGUGCUUCAGCAUGUAGUGUUUCUCACAAGGCUGUGCAGUUUAAAAUAAAUCCAACAGGGGCCGUGUUUGCUGAGCUGAUUUGACCCGUUGAUAGAGAUAGUGGUAGUCCAGCUUCCAGGGGUGGAGUGGACGCCAAGGGAGGGGAGGGGAGAGACGGGGGCGGGAAGGGAGAGUGUUUGGGUUUGUGUUGGGUCGAGGGAGAAAGAGGUAAAAGGGGGGAGAGUAGAAGGAUGAAUGAUUAUUUUAAGUGUCAUAAUUAAGUUUAGAAGCUGCCACAAAAAAGAAGAGGACUGAUCGCUUUGAGCCGCACUACAAAGGGGUUUGGCAAACUUGGGGAGGCGGUGGAGGGUGAGAAGCGGGCGGGAGUGCAGAAGAGCAGAGAUUCACCGGGAUCACUGUGCUUUCUUUACUAGAUUCAGAGUAGAAAGUAUAUUAUUACUUAAAACCAGAUUCCCUUAAUCUUCUGGGUUAUUUUUUAAAUCUCUUUUCCUCUAGCUCAAAUCUUUGUUCCUAAAGUGAAAGGCAACUUCUAGGAGGAGAGAGAAGAUAAAAAGAGGGAGAGAGUGAAAAAAAAAAAGGGGGGGGAAGGGGAGAGUAAAAAGGGGGAGGGAGAAAGAGGAGAUAAAAAGAAAGGCGAGCAAGCGCCCCCCACCCCCAGCUUUGGUGUUGAAAUGGUAAACCCAACUAAGGAGGGUCGCUGGGAAAGUGGACAUUACGGCUUUAAUUAACUUCAAGAUGAUCUGGCGAGCAGGACCUGGCGUAGUGGUGACGCGCCCCCAUAAAUCUGUCCAGUACAGUGUGUUGCAUUGAACUAUUACAGUAGCCUCGUCAUACUGAAUAUUCACCACCUAUCCCGGAGCAGAUUUGCAUAAUUGGAUCUUUUUUUUUUCUUCCUCCUCCUUCCUCCAUGAAACUUGUUUGCAAACCCAAGUGAAAAUCGCGACGAUCUGCAUGAUUUAAAACGGUUCAAACAUAUUCCAAAGUCUUAUUUUUACAGUUCCUGACCAUCAGUCUCUACCCUACAUCUUUAAGAAAUUCCCUCAAUCAAGAGUGAGGCCCGCUGCUUUAAGGAAAACCUGGGAACUGGGACGCACCUCUGGCAAUCUGUCAGUGCCUAGAUCAGCUGCAUCCUCUCAGGAGGGACUCUCUCUCGAGGCUGACGGUCCUUAAGACAAGUAUGCAGCUAAGUUGCUAAGGGAUGGAGGAAGCUAGUUUGUGCCUUGGAGUUUCUUCAGCUGUCCCAGAGGCUGAGGCCCAUCUUAACAGCACGAUCCUUAAUGGUCAGUAUUCAAUGAGCCAGAAGCUGCACCAGAUAACAUCUCAGCUCAGUCAUGCUUUCCCAGAGCUCCAGACAAGGCCUAACUCUGAAGAGAAGGUCUCCACACCCCUAGAGGAAAAGAGUCACGUGUCCAUGGGAGGCCAGCCAAUUGGCAACCAGAUGGCCCUUUUGGCCAAUCAGCUUAACCGUGAUGUUGACACCAGCCUGAACGGAAGGGUGGAUUUGCAGCAGUUCCUGAAUGGCCAGAACCUCGGCAUCAUGUCCCAGAUGAGUGACAUCGAGGACGACGCAAGGAAGAAUCGGAAAUACCCCUGCCCCCUGUGUGGGAAGCGAUUCCGGUUCAAUAGUAUCCUUUCCCUCCACAUGCGCACACACACGGGUGAGAAGCCCUUCAAGUGUCCCUACUGUGACCACCGGGCAGCCCAAAAGGGGAACCUGAAGAUACACCUGAGGACCCAUAAGCUUGGAAACCUGGGCAAAGGCCGUGGGAGAGUCCGGGAGGAGAAUCGACUGCUUCAUGAACUUGAGGAAAGAGCUAUCCUGAGGGACAAACAGAUGAAGAGCAGUCUCCUUCAGCCUCGACCUGAUGUGAAGCCUCUGCCACACUCCCAGCAGCCCCCUCUGGCCAAUUGUAACUUGGCUUUGCCUGUAAACCACAGCGUCCCUGAUAUCUCCAAUCCGGUGCCGUCGCCAAAGCCAGCCAACGUCCAAGAAGACAUGGUGGUUCCCACGGCGGGUUUCCGUUGCACAUUUUGUAAGGGGAAGUUCAAGAAACGUGAAGAAUUGGAUCGUCACAUCCGGAUCCUUCACAAGCCCUACAAGUGCACCCUGUGCGACUUUGCAGCCUCCCAAGAGGAGGAACUGAUCAGCCAUGUGGAGAAGGCUCAUAUUACUGCCGAAUCUGCCCAAGGCCAGGGCUCCAAUGGAAGUGGAGAGCAGUCGGCCAAUGAAUUCCGUUGUGAAGUGUGUGGCCAGGUGUUCAGUCAGGCAUGGUUUCUCAAGGGCCACAUGAGAAAGCACAAGGAUUCUUUCGAGCACUGUUGUCAGAUCUGUGGGAGGCGCUUCAAGGAACCCUGGUUCCUUAAGAACCACAUGAAGGUUCACCUCAACAAGCUUUCUGUCAAGAACAAGUCUCCUAAUGACCCCGAGGUCCCUGUUCCCAUGGGAGGUAUGUCCCAGGAGGCCCAUGCCAACCUGUACUCUCGAUAUCUCUCCUGUUUGCAGAGUGGUUUCAUGCCUCCAGACAAGUCUAGCCUGAGUGAACCUAAUCAACUCUACAGCAAGGGAGACUUGCCUAUGAAGGAGAAGGAGGUUCUGGGGAAGCUGCUGUCUCCCAUCUCAGGCAUGGGCCACAGCCUUGGUGAAGGGGACAAACAUUCCCUCUUGGGUUGCCUCAACCUGGUGCCGCCACUAAAGUCCAGCUGCAUAGAACGGUUGCAGGCAGCUGCCAAAGCAGCGGAGAUGGACCCAGUGAAUAGCUAUCAGGCCUGGCAGCUCAUGGCAAGAGGGAUGGCCAUGGAACAUGGCUUCUUGUCUAAAGAGCAGCAGAUACAGCGCAACCAUGAAGACACUUUGGCAAACGCUGGAGUUCUAUUUGAUAAGGAGAAGCGGGAGUAUGUGUUAGUAGGAACAGAUGGCUCCAAGCAGAAAAUGCCUGCUGAUUUGGUUCACAGCACUAAAAUGGGCAAUCAAAGAGACCUGCCAAAUAAACUAGACCCUUUAGAAGGCAGUAGAGAUUUUUUGUCACAUGGUCUCAACCAGGGACUUGAUUACAACAUGCAAAGUCAUGGAAACAUGAAGGAGAAGCCCACUGAGUGCCCAGACUGUGGCCGAGUGUUCCGAACCUACCACCAAGUUGUCGUCCAUUCCCGAGUCCACAAACGGGACAGGAAAGCUGAAGAAGAGGUCCUCCAAGGGUGCCUGGAGGAGAGAAGGGGUUCUGGCAGUGACCAGGAAUCACAGUCAGUGAGCCGGUCCACUACACCAGGCUCAUCCAAUGUUACCGAGGAGAGUGGGGUUGGUGGGGGCCUUUCUCAGACCGGAAGUGCUCAGGAAGACAGCCCACACCCUUCAUCACCAUCUUCCUCAGACAUUGGUGAAGAGGCUGGGAGAUCUGUCGGAGUCCAGCCACCAGCUCUGCUGAGAGAUAGGAGCCUUGGAUCAGCAAUGAAGGACUGUCCUUAUUGUGGGAAAACUUUCCGAACAUCCCACCAUUUAAAGGUGCAUCUGAGAAUACAUACAGGUGAGAAACCCUACAAAUGCCCCCAUUGUGAUUAUGCUGGUACUCAGUCUGCAUCCUUAAAGUACCACUUAGAACGACACCAUCGGGAACGACAAAAUGGUGCUGGGCCACUCUCUGGGCAGCCUCCAAACCAGGAUCAUAAAGAUGAGACAACAAGCAAAGCAUCUCUUUUUAUCAGGCCGGACAUUCUGAGGGGAGCUUUCAAGGGUCUCCCAGGAAUUGAUUUCAGAGGUGGCACUGUCUCUCAGCAAUGGACAUCAGGAAUGCUUUCAUCUGGGGACCAUUCAGGGCAGACUGUAGGCCUAUCUUCUGAGACUUCUUCAGAGACUCUCAAGGGCUCUGACCUACCUUCCAAAGGUACACACUUUUCUGAAAUUGGACGGGCCUAUCAGAGCAUCGUAGGCAAUGGGGUCAACUUCCAAGGCUCUCUGCAAGCCUUCAUGGACAGUUUUGUCUUGAGCUCUUUGAAGAAGGAGAAGGAAGUGAAGGACAAGGCCCUAUCAGAUCCACUUUCCAUGAAAGUCCAUGGACCAGAUGGUGAGGAAAAAAAUAGUGGAAAAUCCUCCCAGAGGAAAUCGGAGAAAUCUCAGUAUGAACCCCUGGAUUUGUCUGUAAGGCCAGAUGCAGCUUCUCUCCCAGGCUCCUCCGUGACCGUUCAAGAUAACAUUGCAUGGCAUGGCUGCUUGUUUUGUUCCUUUACAACUUCAUCAAUGGAGUUGAUGGCCCUUCAUCUCCAGGCCAAUCACUUAGGCAAAACUAGACGCAAAGACAGUGCUUUGGUAGCUACAGGAAAUGGCAAGGACCAAGCCAGGGAAGUGAGCAAAAUUGGCUUGCUCCCUUCUACAGUACAAUCUGGAAAAGAGGUGGGAAUCCCCAAUGUGAUUAGCCACCUAGACUCGACUUCUGAGAAGAUGGCCCAAUGUCAUGGCAAAGAGACUAUGGGAGAACAAAAGAACUCUGCCUGGUCUGGACAUAUGGAUCCACCAUUUUGCAACUUCACUUCAGACUUCUACAAACAAUUUGGUGUUUACCCAGGAGUCAUGGGUUCGGGAGCCUCCUGUGCUACUAGUGAGCCUGAUGGAAAAGUGCAGCUUGAAGAUGACUCAACGAUCCUGCUCCCUGAGUCUGUGAACAAAAAUGCUACUGACGACCUAUCAGAUAUUGCCUCAUCUGAAGACAUGGAAUCUUCCAAGGAGGAAAACAAUGAAGAGGAGGAUAUUGAGACAGAACCCGAAAUAAUGAGCAAACCACUGUCUGUCCUUAACAAGGAUAGCAGCAACGAUGGAGGAGACAGCCUUCCCAACACGGUCGCCUCCCAGCCGGCCCAAGGACUUGUCUCAUCUUUGACCCAAACAUCCGAGAAGCAGUGGCAUGGCCCAAAUCUUCUUCCAUCCCAUGACACCUCCACAGGGGUGAUGAAAGCAGAACAGAUCCCAGGACCGCAGGUCCUAGAGAAGCAGAUGAACAUGUUGUCAGUCCUAAGAGCCUAUAGCUCUGAAGGCUUAGCAGCCUUUAAUGGACUUUCGAGUAGCACAGCAAGUAGUGGAUGUGUCAAGAGACCAGACUUGUGUGGUAAGUUUUAGAAUCCUCUUUCUUGAGUUCCUUUCUCAAAAGAUGAGUGCCAAAUGGUGCAUUAAAAAAUAAAUAAAUAAAUAGGGCAAAAUGUUCGUUAUAGAAUUUGGAAUUAAACAUAGUAACGCUGUAUGUGCAAUUUAGACAAUCAUGCAAUGACUCCAUUUUUAAAAAAGACAUUUUUGAAAUCAUACUGUUUUCCUAUUUGUGUCAUCCAAGUCUAGAGAACCUGUGUGAGGGACACGGAGAAGGGGACCCACAGUAUUGACUGCACAUGUUUUUAACCAUAUUUUGGAGGGAAAAAUUUAUAUAACAAUAAUAAUGAUAAUAAUAAUAAUAAUAAAAAAGACAUGAUAACUUGAAAACUUUUUAGUAUUUCAACUUCUCUCUCAGACUCCUAAGAGAAAUUCUCAAUGCUUUGCUAAGCCAGCCUUGCUUUCUUAAACUUUUCUUGAUGUUGACUUGGAAGAUACUAAAAUCACCUAACACUAACCAAAAUCCAGACCAAGUGACUGCCUGGGCCUCUCUCUAAUUAGGGAGUCAGGAUUUAAGGCUUUUGUGAUUCAGUUUGAAGAAAGCAGAAGGCAAUGGUCUUUAAUUAUCCAGGGCUUAGAUUAUUGUCUGUUGGCAGUUCUAACAGGGGCUAUAUGGCAGUGAGUUGCCUGAUUAGGAGUGUUCCUACAGGUAACUUAAAGGCUAUGAUCCCAUUUAUCCCUGAUUAUUCCUACAUAAUCUAGCCUUUAAACUGGCAUUACACAUUACACUUACACUUCCUCAUAAAGCAUAGUUGCCCCAUGGUGGUUUUUUUCUUUGUUUUGUUUUUAAACAAAGUUGGAGCCAUCUGGAUGGAUAUAAAAUUGGGGGGAAAGCAGGAUGGAGGAAACAGGCUAUUCUGCAAGCAUAGGUAUCCUCAACUCUAAGUAGUUCUGUGAAAAAAACACUUCUCAGACCCUACUUAGUCCCUUUGCAACUACUUGUCCAGUCCAAGAAAAUAAACUAAUGGAGGAAAAAGAGAUGAUGGCAAGUGUUGUAGUGUCUAUAAUCUAGAAAUGGAUUUUAACUGCGAUUUUUCUUUUUCUGAUUUAAAAAAAUAUUAAAGGGAAUCUUUCCAUCAGAGAGAACUUCUGGCCACAGGAGGCUGCUUCCUAUCAUCAAGUAGCAGGCUACAGGAAACAGUAGUCUGGCUGCAUAAAUUGAAUUGAUGUAUUGCUCCUUUCCCUCCCCUUCCCUAAUUCACUGAGAAAGGAAUCGGGUAGUCAGAAAUAUUUUUUUUGAAUUGUCAAAAAUCACUAAAUGGAUUUCUGACAGCUCAAAAAAAUAUUGACAGUUCCUUAUGCCACAUGAUUCACAAAGCCCCAUUAGCCAUACCCCCAGAUCUAUUUUUAGCCAAAUACAAUUCAUUACUUUUGAAGUUGUUAAAAAAAAAUUAUUUAAAAGGGGGGGAAAAAGGAAAGGAGUUAAAUGGUGCUUCUCAAGAAGAAAAGAAAAAAUUGGACUGACUUUUAAGUGUUCUAUUUUUUUUUUAAAGUUUGAGAUUGGGGCUUUUUUUUUAAAGUCUAUUUUCAGUUCUUUUAACUACCUACAUAGGACCAUAGUUACUGCCAGGAAUCCAUGCAUCAGAAAAGAUCAAAAACUGGCAUGUUAGUAAGCUCAUUAUUAUUGAAAUGAGCUCAUAUUACCCCUAUUAAUUUUUCCAUCUUCCUAUCAAUGCAGCAGGAAGACUGCCUGCCUUUGAUGAAGCCCGCCCAAUGGUAUCCUAUUUAACUGGAGGCAUGGGGGGCUGGGGAGCACAGCUCAACAACAUUAGAGAGUCUGUUCCAUUUUGUAAGCUAUUUCCACCGAAGCUGCAAUGUGAGUCCUCCCCACUUCCCUCCCAAAAUAGCAGCUCACGACUCCCAGCUGACAUUUCCAUUGGUAUGUACAAAAACAGUUCUUAAUCAAGCCCUCAGCCAUUGUAGUGUAGCAGCCAUGAUGCGUGCCUACCCCUCUCCACCAAGAAGAGAUUAAUGCUGUUAAACUUGCAAACUUCAUGGGAAUACCUCACUCUUAUUCCAUUCCUUCCCCCCCCCCCAUUAUGGGUACCAUGUCUGUCUUCUCCUGUCCAUAAUCUGGGUUCACCAUAAAACAAUUUUUCUGGAUCUCUAUGGGAUGGGAUAGCUAACCUGGAAGCUGCCUUCCCAUUAGCUUGUCUUCCAUACCUUACUCUGAAAUCUCCUUAUUGGUCCUUCAGAAUCUGUUUUAUAAGGGGACAAACACAAUUGUCUUUAUUCCUGAUCAUGAACAAGUUCUAAGUACAGGACAUCUGUGAAUCCCUGGGAGGAAGAGGUAAAACAUAACAAAACAAAAACAGACAAACAAAAAACAGCAGCCUUUUUACUCAAACUCUCUCUGUAGUUUGCUUUUCUGCCCUGACUUUUCCUAGAACACAUUUGAUUGUUUCAAGGAGUCAAAACACACACACAUAUUGCUCCUUGACAUUCUAAAUGUAAUUAACAUUAACACUGUAAUUAAAUGUCCUUGGGUGAUCAUUUCCCUCUACUUCUCUGUCCUGACCUGAGAUAGAUAGGUAUUUCAAAGUUAGGUCUGUCUAAAUCCAACUUCAUUCAAGUCACAGGUUAAAGUCUAAAAUGGUAUCUCUGCACUCAAAUCAGAAUAGAAUAAUGAGUCUAUGAUUGAAAUAAGUGAAAGGUGAAAUUCAGAGAAAAAAAGAUGACAUUCAGGCCCUAAGAUAAAUCCCUCCCCCAUAAAUUUGCAUACGUAGAUCCAUGUUUGUAGGAGUGAGGUUACCAUAUUGUUGUGUUUGGGAGUUUUGUUGUUAUUUUUUUCCUGAAGGGAAUCUCUGUUUUCUUUGUCUCAUAGAAACAUAUGGAAGAAAUAUCUAUCUCAUAGCUAACCCAGCAGAUAGUAGUCAGCUCACCAAAAAGUUCAGCAGAUCACCUAAUAUUUCCCAGUAGAUAGAACCUCAUAUAAUUCUGAGAACCUGUAAGUUGUUAAAUAGUACCUAUGUUUAGACCAUGUUUGAUAUAGUAAGACAGAUUUCUCAUACCUGAAGUCUUAUUUUUUUUGCUAGAUCUAUGAUUUUGUUUAUGUAGGCAUUAACUCUCUGAAACAAUUCAAAUCAGCAGCUGCUCUGUAAUUUAGCCUUAGAGGGGGUACUCAGGGGUUAAGUAAUUUAUCUGGUAUCACCCAGCUGGCAUAUGAAAAAGUGGGGAAUGAACAUAGGGUGUGAAGCCCAUUCUCUACAGCUUCACAUCUAACUUUUUUUAAGUAUUACUUAAUAUCUUUCAAGUAUUGGACCUGGGAGGCAAUGCUAAUUUGUACACCUGGAAUUAUAAGAAUAGCCUAUAAAUUUCUUCCUAAUUAUUAAACUAGAAAGAAAGAGGGUGGCAGCAUAGUUGGAAGUCCUGAGUUCAAGCUCUGCCACUGAGAGAUAUCCUUUGGUUGACUACAUACAAGUUAUUUAACUUUCUAAUGUCUCAUUCAACUCUCCAAGACUAUAUAAAAACAAAUUGCUGUUCUUCAUUGGUGGAAGGAGUUUCCCACAUUGAUUAAUUCAGAGGUCCAGAGAAAAUAAGUAGAUAUUUUCAAAUUUAAAAAAUGAAGAAAGAGAAACAAGAGAGAAACAAAAUCGACACCUUCAUUUCAUUGGUGGAGAGUACAGAUUUUUUUUUAUGGUGGCACUUAUAUAACCUACACAUUUUUUAACUUGUAAUGCACAAACUUUGAUAUCAAAGAGCCAAUGUAGGAAUUUUCAAAUAUAUUAUCUUUUUACCCAAGAAAUUGUAGUUUCAAGAUAGCUUGGCAGAUACGAGAUACUUUUGAAGGGUCUAGAGGGACAAAUAGCACUAUUUGAAGAGCCAUUUUAGAUGAAGUUGGAUGACACAACUUUAUUUUGUUAGUAUAGGUCAAAUCUCCUUACUAGUUAAAUCCCAUUUUGCCUUAUUCCACCACCAUAAAAUAUCAGCUUAAUGAAGAGAUUUCCAAGUUCCAGCAGAUGGCCUAUUGGCUUUGAAGAGCCAUCUUUACAAAGGAACUCCAGUAUCAGCAAAAAAAUUGGAUGUGCCCUUGAAGCUUUCUGUGAGAGGAUGUUUGACCUUUACUUAACAUUUGGAUCAAGACAGAAACCCUACAGCUACUUGUUAGAGCAGGACCAGUAUUUACACAGUGGGAUAGUGUCUUGGCCAGCAAAUUAUUUGACUCAAGCAAGAACUAGAAAGAGAACUUACUUUCCAAAUAGGUGGAACUUGGCCCUGUGCUGUCCAAUAUUAUUGAUCAAAUAACUCAGUAGAUGGGAGAGAUGGAUGUGUUUAGGGAUAACAUAGAACUAGGAGGGAUAAUUAAUAUGUUGGGUUAGAGAAUCAGAAUGCAAAAAAAGUCUCAGUCUUUGCAGUCAGGGGCCAUGUAUGAUAUGAAGGGCCAUAGUUGAAUAUGAAUUUUCAUCAAGUCCGACUUGUGUUAAAAAUAUCCUAUAAAUAUAGAAGAGGAGAUAUAAUGAGAAUAGUUUAUGUAAAAAGUUCAGCGGGCUUCAAAUACAAUACAAGUUAACAAUACAACAUGGCAGUUUAAUACUAAUGAAAUGAUUAGGCUUCAUAUACUGAUGCAUAGUGUCCAGAAUGAUGGGGUCCCCCAUUAUGUUCUGUCCUAUUAGAACACAUCUGGAAUAAUAUGUGCAGUUAUGGAUAUCACAUUCAGGAUUAUUAUUGAUAAGCAGGCCCCUUUCAGAAGAAAGGUGUGAUUUGGGAUGGUGAGUAAGAAGUUUGGAAAUCAUGACAUGAAAAUUCUUUGAAGGAACAAGGAAUAGAGGAGACUUAAAAGGAAAAUGUUUUGCUAUCUUCAAGUAUUUGGUGGACUGUCAUGGAGGACAAAAUUAUUAGAUUUGUUUUGCAUAAUUCUCAGAUCAUUGAUCUGAAGUUGCUGAGGCAGAUUCUGGCUCCAUGUAAGAAAAGACUUCCUCUCCAUUAGAGAUACCCCAAAGUGGAAUGAGCUAACUCAGAGAUUAUAAGUUAUACCAGAUGGAAGUUGGAAAACAACUUAUUCAGAUGUUGUAGAGUGAGCUUUUUAGGUAAGGUAGGAAGAGAUCUCAGAGAUCCUUUCACAGAUAGAUGCCCCCCUGAGAUUCCACAAUCUAUUUUACACUUCUCUGACACCAAGAGGCUCUCCUGGAAAUUUUACACUAGCCACCAGAAAAGGAAUGUUCUGUUUUGUUUACUCAAAUAUAUCUAGACUUUUCAAAGGCUGGUAUGAGACGUGACUGCAGGACACUGGGUUUGUAAAUACAUCAAAGCACACACUUUAUCAGAAAAUGCUUCCCUCUCUGGAUUAUCUGUCUUUGAGGAGAUGCCAGGCAAUGCCUUGUCCUGCACUUUAGGUACAGAAGUUUAGUUGGUUGCUUGGGCUUUAGGAUUGCCACAGGUAGUUCUGUCUCUCUCCUCUGAUAUCAGACUUAACUUUUGCUCUCAUGUAUCUUAGGUUUUCUCUGCAAAUCCAAAGAGCGAGGUUGAUAGAAAACCCCUUAGAGCAUGUUGAAUAGAAAAUAAGUUGACUACCACAUUUCUCCUUGACCCUUAGAGUCUCCAUUAUAAAACCAGACAGAUGCUGCUCACCUCUCCCUCUCCCUCUUUCCAAAAAAUCAAGGUGUUAUAUAGGUCAAAAUGCACACAUAUAUACAUGUCUCUAGGAACAUUUAUUUAUAUACAUGUGUUAUAUAUAAACAUAUACAUGUUUGUCACAAAACCCAGCAUUAGUCUGAAAGAUAAUAUACCAUUAGAUAGUAUGUCAAAUCAGGUAUUUCAAUCCUCAGAAAGACCUAGUAAGAAACUUAGGCUUAAUAAUUAUUGAGGUUAAUACUAAUUGCUGAGCUCUAUUUCUAUAAAUUGCACCCUUUAAACUGUUUUGUAGAAAAGUCAUUUUGCAAAAGAAUGAGAAAAUUUGAGAAAACUCCCCCCUGUAACAACCUCAAGAAAAAGGAGCAUUUUCUCUCCAGUGGGACCUCCUAAAAUGGAGGAGAUUUGGUUUGAGGUGACUAGAUUAUAUCAUAAGGAUUUGGGGGGAGGGGGCAGUGUGAAAGUCCCCAGUUUAGCUUCUAUGAACUAGAAGUACAGGGUAGUAUAUGUCCUUGUGGUUGCCCUCAGGCUCAGAAUGAGUACAGGAGCCCAGCAGAGACUCAUAUGGGAGCAGCAGCAAGAGAGAGCAAGACUGGGCAGUGACUGAAGCAAUGAAGUUUCUGUCUACUACAGUGGGGAACAAGUAAAAGAGAAGGAAAAGUCACAGAAGAGAUACUAUAUUGUACAAUAAAAGAGCUGUGGGGAUCAUUGAGAAUUCAUCUAGAUCUCCUUUUAUUUAUAGGUAGAGUAGACAGACAUCUGCAUCUUUUAGGGUCUCCAAAUGGCUACAGUAUUUUAAAACUUUAGGAAAGCCAUUCUACAGGAACCCUUAAUGACGUCCUUAGGCUUCACUAAUUUCCAGUGCCAGGAAAUAUAAGCUUCUGUAUUCACACCACAGCCAAAAGGCAUCAAGUUAUGGCAGAAAGACCAAUGGGUUAGUAUUCAGGGAUCUAGAUUCUUGUCUAAGUUCUAUUUCUAAUUUGAUAUGUGACCUAAGAUAAGUAGCAGUAUUUCCUGGCCUCAGCUUCCUCAAUUCCUAAAAUAGAUUUAAUAUUAUCUUACCUACUCUCAAAAGAAUAGUAUGAGAAUAAAAUGGGGAAAGAGAUAUUAAAGUACUUUUUAAAAAUUAGUGUUGAAAUAUCAGUAGGCAUCAUUGUACUUUUCAAUUUGGAUCCUCGAAUUUCCACUCAACUUCAAAUGAAGCCAUCUCCCCAACUUGGAGAGACAUUCUUGGGUGGAAGGUUAGUACAAAGUAAAUCAAGUCAGAUGGUCAACACAUCUCUUAAUAGUAAUGAACCUUUUCAUCUCUAUAGGCACAUCACUAUAACUAUAGGACCACUGGGAGCUUUGACAAUGAAUUAAAAGGAGAGGGAUAUGUCAUAUUUCCUCUUUCAAACUUUUUGACCCUAGUGUCCAUCAGGCUAGGUUACUGGUGAAUUGAGAUUGGCCUGAGAAAGUUAGUUUUGAAAAUAAUCCUAUUGAUUCUAUUAUGAUUAUACCAAAUUAUUAGUAUUGCCUAAUAGCAGUGGAGGUAGGAAAGUGGUAAUUAUGUGCAGUAAAAAAAGACUCCAGUGUAGCUUUUACCAGAAAAUGGUGAAUUUCUUAUCAUAAAUUAGAGGCUUUUAGCAGUGAUCUGGCAAUUGUAAGUGAAAGCACUUAAAAAUGAUAAAAGGCUAAACAAAUAUAAGGUACUAUCAUUUUCUUUGGGGUGAUCAUUAGGAUAAUCCUGGGUUCAAGGAUGAUACAGUAAACAUGGACCAUUCUGAAGCAGAACAUUGGGUAGGAUGGGAAGAUUGAAAUCAAAAUUGAUUGAGAUGUCCCAGGCAAAAUCAAAUAAAAACAACAGAAGUCAAUUAAGUCAUGACUUUGGGACAUAGCAGAAGUGUACUGUAUAGGACUCUGGCCUUUCUCGAGUGCAUGUCAAUACUUUGAGAGACAGCAAUAAUGAAUUGAGUUUACUUCAAGACAGGAAAGCCUGAGUUCAAGUCUUGCCCCCGACACAUUCUGUCUUAUGUAACCCCGAAUAAGUCAUUGAACCAUUUAUGUCUCCAGAGAACUCUCUAAGCCUAUGAGUUGGCUGUAAUAAUUGAGAGAAUUUCCUCCCCAGGUGUUUCUUAUUCCAAUGAAAUCACAGAUCUAGUAAAAAAAAAAAAGAAUAUUAAUACCUUGAAUCAUUCUUUUAGUUAGAUGGGCCAUUUAGAACCAUGGCUGUGCCGAAUCCCAAACCUCAGGAUAUGGAAUUGCUUUUGAAUGGUACCUAUCAUGAAAUCUGUAUUUGACAAUUUAACUAUUAACUCUAAUCAGAGCUGUUGGUGUCAAGUCAGCAUGGUCACUAGGCUUUGAAUUUACACAUCCUGGCCCUGGAUUAGCUGCACAUGAGGCAAAUGGAUUCUGCCUCAAUAUCAAGCAGCUGCUGACUAUUUGGAGUUUGCUCUCAUGCACUCUUUCUCAUAAGUCUCACAAUACAGCUGGCAUGAUGGUACCACCUGACCCUUCCAUCUCUAGGCAGAAGCCUUACAAAAGGUUGCCCUUUCUUUUCCUUUUUCAUUCUCAUGGGCAUCAGUGAAGGUGGCUUUCUCUUGACUUGAUCCCCUGACAAGAUGCUCAGUUCUGGACAGGAUUCCAUUUGCUUCCUUCCUCCUUUUGCUUCUUUAUCCCCAUUGAGGUAGAGGCUGUAUCUCGUGUAGUGACAUUAAACCAAACUCCUAUGGCAUUUUUGUCUCCUCCUCCUCCUUGAUUAUUAUUAUUGUUUUUUAAUUAAAAGGGAAUGCCACUGAUGUGAUGUCAUUUGCACCACAGGAUAACAGGACUGUUGUGUGAAUCUCAUUGUGUUUGCCAAAUGGUCCACCAGUCAUUUCAGAACAAACAAAUGGAUGGUGGCUGUAAGUCUGCAAACACUGGUGACAUUUAGCUGUGUUUAUGUUCCUUUCUUUUUGCUGCAUAUUUUUGGCUCAAAAAACUACUAUCUCAAUCCACAGAGUUUCUUAAUCGGGAGCAAAGUCUAUAUAGCUUUAACUGAGGGAAGUAAGUCCUUGGAUGCCAUCACACCCUCCCACCUAGUAACCAGUCGAGGUUACGGGGAAAGAGGAGGGACAUCAUCAGUUUUUAGACUCUCAGUUUUUAAACAUCGUAGCAGAGGAGGGAGACAGGUGUUUGUUAGAGCCAACAUCUCACUGCUUGAGGGAAUGCCGACUCUCAGACUAGGUCAGCUCUCCCAUACUCAUCAGAAACAAAUAUUUCCCCAGCUCCCUAAUAGGGUUGCUUGGCCUUUCUCUCCUUUGUAACUGUUUUUGUUUGUUUGUUUGUUGUUUUUAGUCUUUGCCAACUCCAAAUGAUGAUUUGAAUUGAGAGCCCUCUAGAUAUAUGCUGAGUCUUAGCUGCUGAAAGAUACAUUUUUCCCAGCCUCUAUUUGUAAAGCCCAGGUUUCAUAUAAACAGUAAUUAUCUGCUAUUACUUGGAUCUGAUAGACAGUACCUCUAUAUCUAAUUACCAACCUGCUCUAAUAAUUCAGCCCAUUCUUGCUUUAGCCAGGAAUUGAAGGACCAAAUUUAUAAAUAUUGCUUUAUCAUCUCUUGCAUUAAACAAUUAGAAAUUGUGGUGUUAGCCUAGCUCUCAAAUGUAUCUAGCUAGCUAGGAAUUAUUUCAGGAUUGUUUAAUAAAUCUGCCCAUUUUCUUGCAGGUAAGUGACCCCCAGUUCUAUUCGGUAUAUCUGGAGUUGCUAUUGCCCUCCCAUUCUCCUCGAUGAUUACCUGCAGCUUGUUAAUUAUGUAAAGCCAAGAGAAGAAUGUAUACACAUAUGUGUGUUUAAUAAAUAAUGACUAUUGGCACAGGUAUGUGUAUACACAAGGCACACCAACCUACAAUAUCUAUAACAAAUAACCACGGAUGGCUAAAAAUACUGGCCCAUAUGUUCAUCUAUUAGUCAUGGAUUUUGAAGGAUUAGUCACUCAAAUUUGAAGGAAAAUUCUCAGUAAAAAUUUAGGUCCCAAGGGACAAAUCCUUGUGAAAUGGAGCCCCACCCCCAUCUGUUUACAUGUCCAUUCACCUGUGGGAAAACCUAAUCUCGGAAUAAAUACACACACAUACAUACACAUACAUGCACAAACACAAAAAUACACAUACACACAUCCUUAAUGGCGCUGUACUGCCUCAAUCAUGCACUCAACAGGAUAUGUCCACAACAAGUGUGCUCAUGUGCGCGUGUAAGUGGGUGUUGCUUGUACAUUCACUACAGGUCUCUAAAGAUUUGGCCCCAAGAUUUUUUUUUUUUUGCUGCUGCUUGAGUGUCUAAUUGUCCUGUAUUUUGUAACUCUUUAGAAGAAUACAGAAAAGUGCAGUCUUUAUCUUUCUUCAUAUUCUUUAAGCAGUAAUAUUGCUAGUUUAAUAUUGUGUCAGGUCCUAAUAUGAACCAGGAGGAGAUGACAGUAGAAUUCAGUGAACAGCACCUUGACAUCCACAAUUUAAAAAAUGGUGAUUGAAGCGAACUGUGUAAACUUGUACUGGGUUAUCGUGUGCUUUGGAAUAGAGUAUUGUUGAAGUAAUUAGAAAAUAUAUUAAGGUUUUCCUGGUAAUGAAGGCAUGUAAGUUAUAAUAAUUGUAGCUUUCUGAAUAAGUGUCAAACUAUAUCUUUAAAUGUGCUGUACGUGGAGUUACAAGUUAGGUCACCUAUGAAUGGAAUGUAAAACAAUACAAAAACUGCUUCAAUAACUUAUCUUGGUAUUGCUAAUAAAAAAAAAGCUGUGAAACAUUA